AACAGCCACUUGCUUCAAAUGCACACUCCCCCCACCGCACAGGCACGCGCACACACAGAAAUGGAGACGGUCCACGGAGACAAGAUCAUUCUCGGCCUGAAAAUCAAUCUGAUUCUGUUUUAUAUCGGUGCUGCAGGCGACUGCAACAUCUCUGUUUCUCAACAGCCUUACCUGGAAGUAGACUACACUCAAGAAGCUGUUACCAUCCAGUGCUCCUUCUCCACAGCUGGAUGCCCUUCAGAGAAGCCAAUGAGUCUGUGGUUUCGCUAUGGUACUCACCUACCGGAGAACCUCUGCUUGCAUGGAUGCAGAAAUGAGAGAGGCAAAUUCAUAGUGCACGAAGCCCUGACACAGAGCCAAGUUUCCCUCACUGUCAAUAGGGUGGCGUUCAAUGACAGUGCACUCUAUAUCUGUGGGAUAGCCUUUCCCAGUUCAAAGGAACCGAGAGCUAAGCGAACCGGAGAAGGGACCAUGCUGGUGGUAAGAGAAACCAAGUUACUUGGCAAGAAACUACAGAGUUUCCUGAUAGCUCUCUUAUCACUGCUCUCUAUAUACAUUAUUGGUGUCCUCAUGAUCUUCACAGUCCUCUCCAAGUCAAAAUCUAACACUGUAAGAAACAAAGAAACAGAAGACUCACAAAAGAAGAAGAGCGCUCGGCGUAUUUUUCAGGAAAUUGCUCAAGAACUAUAUAAUAAGAGACAUGUGGAAACAAGCCAACAACCUGAGAAAGGCAACACUUACGAAAAUAGAAGAGUACUUUCCAAGUAUGAAAGACCAUAGUUUAAAUUUUAAAGUAAGUCACUGAAAAUCCAACUUCAUAAGUUAUGGCAGUGUUAAUGGACAUCCACCAUUGGCUUAAAAAAAAAAAAAUCAAAGGUAAAUGGAAAAGACAACAGGCUACACAGAAGGAUGCUGGAGUACUAGGAAACUAUAACUAACAGUAAUUCUAAAAAUAUUAUAACCCUACAAAAUGCAACUGAAAAAUACAAUUUUCCAGAAUUCUAAACACUCUUAAUAUUUUUGAAAACUUCUACUUUCAUAACAUGCAUCCUGUAUUUGUUUCAUUCAACAUACAAGCUGCAUGAUGACCAUUACCCUGAAGAUCUGAAGUAAUACCUUGCGCCUUUGCCUUGAGUGGAAGAACUGUCUUUAUGGUUGGUGGAAGUCAUGGGCCAAUUAGACUAAGUUGAGAGGGAGGGAGGAAGGAAAGUACCAAAAUCUGCAUUGGAGAAAAUCAUCUUGAAAAGCACCUUGGAAUACAAAUGAUUUCCUCUGACACUACCACAGGGUAAUGUUAUAGUGCAAUCUGCCCGCCAUGGAAUGCAAA
Manis javanica (Malayan pangolin) is the source of this 1327-nucleotide messenger RNA. RefSeq names its product immunoglobulin superfamily member 6 (gene IGSF6). The record is from RefSeq and is a predicted model, not a curated record. NCBI's taxonomy places the organism in Eukaryota, Metazoa, Chordata, Mammalia, Pholidota, Manidae.